AUGGCAGACAGCUCUAAGCUCGCAGGCAGACUGUGUGUAGACAUGCAAGACUGUAGAUUUAAGCUUCUUUUUGACUAUUCUGCCACAGAUGAGAUGGAAAUGGGUAAAGAAAGAGAUAGGAGGCAGCUGUCUUGCUCCAUUUUAGAGUUAGGUGUGGAUCCCAGAGCCGGACAGAGUGUAUAUGAGUAUGUGUAUUAUACGGACUUCAUUUUGGAAGGAUGUGGCAGUGCCGAGGCUGAAGCUUAUUUAAGUAGCCCAAUAUCCUACACAUUACCCAUCAGUUCCACCUUAAGUGUGACCCUGGUGCAAUUCAACAUCACAACAGAGUGUAAUGUGACUGAUACAGGGAAGAUGUGUAUCUGUAAGGACGGCUACAAAUGGAACAUCACUGCGUGCUACACUUACCGUCCUUGCAGCAAUUCCUCUUCUUUUUGUUCCUGUCUGUUUAUUCCCAAUGACAAUAUUCCCUAUUGUGAAAGUCCUCCAAACAUUUCUGACCAUAUAGUUGACAUAAAUGGCUCAAUUAGCCUGAAUGAGACCUUCACAACAGAUCUCCUAGACCGAACUUCGGUAAAGUACCAAACGCUGGAAUACAAUAUGACUCUGGCCCUCUUGAAUGUCUACACAAAGUUCUGCAAUCCUCUCAAUGUGUCUGUGCUCGGGUUCAGUCCAGGAAGUGUGGUUGCAAACUAUAGGAUGGUGGUUUCAGGUCCACUGUCUGCUUCUCAGUUUGCAUCAAGCAACACUAUGGUUGUACAGUCACUUACUGGUGCCAUUGCAUCCCAGCUCUCAACAGCAGGAAUAACCCAUAUUGAGCCUGUGAAGCUCAUGGUGAGAUACUGGGACCCGAUCCAGCUGACCUGUCAAAUUAAUGAAACAAUAAAUGCUGUGAACUGGUCUCUGACCACCAAUAACAUCACCAACAUGAUUUAUCAAGGUGGAAAAAAUGUGGACAUCUCAAUGCAGGUCCAGUCAGAUAAGACUAUCUCUGUUCUUACCAUCAGCAAGGCGGAUCUCUGGUGGGAAGGGACAUAUAUUUGCCAGUUUUUCAAUGACACCCUAGUCCAUAAAGCAAAAACAGAGGUCAAUGUUAUCCUCCUCCCAUCUGAGAUCACUGUCAACCCAAUCCAGAAGACUUUAACCUCAGAUGACAUUUCUCAAUUGGUAUUGGAAUGCUGUAUACCAUUUGACGGUGAAGAAUACAACGUAACCUGGACUUACAACAAUGUGACGCUAAGAGUACAGCCUGGUAGUAGGAUGGAUUUGAAAUGUUUUUCACUGGCUCCUCCACGUCCCACCAAUGACACAAAUUACACCUGUACAUUUACAAAUCAAGCUGGACAGCAGAAAGAGUCUUCUAUCCCUGUGACUAUAAUGCAAGUGGGCGACAAAUAUUGUGGCAUUGACAUGAACUCUGGGGUGACCUGGAAUAUUACUAAAGCCGGCUUGUCAGCUACUGCACUCUGCCCUUCUGGGACAUUUGGAUAUCUGACUCGAGAUUGUUCGGUAGAUGGAGUGUGGCUGAUGGUACAGAAUAAUUGCAUAAACCAGGUUUUGCAGAUGUCUCUAAGUAAUGCUCAGGCACUGGAGGAAGGUCUCGGAAGCUCUUAUGUAAAAGUACCAGAAAUAAUCCAACAGAUGUCCAACAGUAGCGGGACAUUUGUUAACAAUACAGCGGAGGUGUCUGCAGUGGUCACCAUAUUGGAAACCAUCUCCAAAAUAGCAUCAGUUCUGAACAAUACAUUUGAGUCCGAUGUAGUCACAGGUUUCCUCCAAGUGGCCAACAACCUCACAGACUUGAGCUAUACAUCUCUGUGGAAAGCCCCCAAUAGUCCACCAGCUUCUACUGUGCUUAAGUCAGUAGAGCGGUUUAGCCAGCUUCUUCGUGCAGAGAAUGGCUCCUUUGAAAUUGAUGUAGAAAAUAUCCAAGUAAAAGGCAAUGCUUAUGAACUAGGCCAAGCUGGGCAAGACUACCAGAAGACCUUUGAGAAACUUGGAGUGAGCACGACAAUUGAUCAGCAAACUAUAUUUUCACUUCUGCAAAAACACAAGGUGAAGAUCACCAGUGUUGCCUUCAACACCAUCGGUAGCCUCCUACAAAGUACAACUGAGAAAUUUAAUGACGCACAUUUAAAUAGCUUUGUGCAGUCUACAUCUAUACGGCUAUCGGAUUCCAUUUCUGCUUCUUCCAAUAUCUUAAUGUCUUUUCAAACAAAUGUGUCAGAUAAAAGGUAUUCCCAACAUUGUGUUUUUUGGGACUUCUCUCUACCAGGUCCUGGUGGGGCUUGGUCAGAUGGUGGCUGCACCUCAUGGGUGGAAGAUAAUAUAACCUACUGUAGUUGCAGCCACUUGACCUCAUUUGCAGUACUUAUGUCAAUAAAUGUGGAACCGCUGGCUUUAAUAGAGGAAUUGACUUAUGUUGGACUUGGUGUCUCCAUACUUUCUCUCUGUAUCUGUGUCUUGGUUGAGUGGUAUGUAUGGAAAGCCGUAGUCAAGACAAAUAUCUCAUAUUUUCGACACAUCUCCUUGGUAAACAUUGCAGUGUCCCUACUGUGUGCAGAUGUCUGCUUCUUGUCUUCGGCUUUUCCUUCUAUCAUCACCAAGAAGCUCAUCUGCCUCUCAAUAACCUUCUUAAACCAUUUCUUCUAUCUAGCUCUAUUCUUCUGGACCUUUGCCCAGAGUGUGAUGCUCUUGCAUCAAUUACUUUUUGUCUUUCACCAUCUGAGAAAGAGAGUUUAUGUUUCCCUGUCAUUCUUAGUUGGAUAUUUGAUUCCAGCCAUCAUAGCUGCUGGCACAUUUUUGUAUUUCUACCCCAAAGAUAGAUAUAGACAUGAAGAACUAUGUUGGUUGAAUCCAGGAAGCGGUGCCAUCUAUGCCUUUGCCAUACCAGCUGGAUCCAUCAUCAUCUUCAACUUUCUUACUCUUCUGGUUGUUAUCGCCAAGUUAUCUCGCCCUUCUGUAUCUGAUAAGAACCAUCCUGAAGAUAGGGAUACAGCUAAGAGCAUCUUGAAGGCCAUCCUGGUUCUAACCCCUGUUUUUGGAUUGACUUGGUCCUUCGGAUUUGCUUUGUUGACAGAACUUGAUUACUUGACCAAACAGAUUUUCACAUAUGGAUUUGCUGCAAUGAAUGCUUUCCAGGGUUUUUUCAUUCUACUAACCUGCAUCACAGAAAGAAAGGUAAGCUCAAUGUAA
Molecule: messenger RNA, 3192 nt
Organism: Bufo gargarizans (Asiatic toad)
Lineage: Eukaryota; Metazoa; Chordata; Amphibia; Anura; Bufonidae
Product: adhesion G-protein coupled receptor F3-like
Exons: 15
Coding region: 1-3192 (1063 amino acids)
Biological process (GO): G protein-coupled receptor signaling pathway; cell surface receptor signaling pathway
Cellular component (GO): membrane
Molecular function (GO): G protein-coupled receptor activity
Source: RefSeq, a predicted model, not a curated record